AAACCAGAUCAAGCGAAAUAUAACGCUGAACAAGAUGGUUAUAAUAAAGAAAUAGCAAUCAUAAAGACAAAACAGGAUUCAGUCCGAGCGCGUAUUUCUUUAAUUCAACCUGCUAGAGAAAAUGAUAGAAGAUCACAACUUAAGAUUGAAAUGGAUUCUUUGAGAUCAGAACAAGGGAAAUAUAAAUCUGAAAGACAAAAAACUUUAGAUGAAUUGAAAAAGUUACAAGAGAUCGUAGGUAAGAAAAUCAAGGAUGCUCAAGGUACGAAAUCUAAAAUGGGUUUUAGAUCGGUUAAUGAGGUGGAAGAACGUAUUUCUGCCCUAAACGCUCAGGUCGAAUCAGGAACUAUGAAACUGGUAGACGAAAGAAAAGCCUUGGCGGAAUUAAGCACUCUUCGUCGAUCUCGCAAAGCCUUGGAAUCAUCAGGUUCAGUGGAAGAUUCCAUCGCUGCUGAUCGAGCUAGAAUCGAUGAGCUACGUAAGAUAUUAGAUGAUCCGGAGGUUAAGAAGAUUACGGAUAAAUAUGAUGAGUUGAAGAAAGAGUCUGAUGGGUUGAGAGAGGAAGGUGAUAAAGCGUAUGCUGAGAGGAAUAAAUUGUUUGAUGAGAGGAACGCUUUGUCCGCUCAAUUGGAUGAAAUAUACAAAAAGAAACGUGAAUCAGCCCAAGCUUUCCGGGAAGAAAACGAUCGAUAUUAUGCCAAAAUCCAAGCCGAUCAAAAAGCUCGUCAAGAUCGUCUCAAAGCUGAAAGAGCAAAAGAAGAUGCUAUCAAACGUGAAGCUGAAAUCGUUCGUUUACGUGAAGAAGCCAAAAUACCAGCAUUUUCUUCAGAAAUAGACGAUUGUCAAGUCCUCAUCAAUUGGUUCAAAGGGAAAUAUGGUGGUAAUGAAAUUCCUACCAUUCAAGCCAUAAAAUCCACUACCACCACCGUGGAAGGUGUAAAAACUUUAGAAAUUCGUCGGGUCGAAGGUGAUUUCGAAGGAAUGACAUUGAAGAAAAAAGGUGAUGAUGAUUUGGAAGGUUUCUUUGGAGGGAGUGGAAAAAACAAGAAGAAAGGAAAGAAAAUUUCCCUACCUAAUUCAGGAAUCGCAACACCUAGUGAAGGAGGAGUUGGAGGUUCAGUUAAUUUACCAAUGAGUUUAUUAACUGCUUUACUCAGUUUAGGUAUACCACCACCAACUGGGAAAGAUGAUGUUCAGAGGACUAUGAAUGAUUUAGAAACGAAAAAAGCAUGGUAUGAAGCUAAUUCAGCUACAAAGACA
Molecule: messenger RNA, 1260 nt
Organism: Tremella mesenterica DSM 1558
Lineage: Eukaryota; Fungi; Basidiomycota; Tremellomycetes; Tremellales; Tremellaceae
Exons: 4
Biological process (GO): intracellular mRNA localization
Cellular component (GO): ribonucleoprotein complex; nuclear outer membrane-endoplasmic reticulum membrane network; endoplasmic reticulum
Molecular function (GO): mRNA binding
Source: RefSeq, a predicted model, not a curated record